CCCCUAUUUAUCGCCUUGUCUGAGUCUGAUACUCCUACUUCUGUAAGCUAAAGCUGCUUACAUAAUGAAAAAUGAAUUAAAUAAAUUCAUGGGAUUCAAUUUGGUUCUUGAUUUCAAAUUCAUUGGUGGAAACAACAAAAACCCUCAACCCGUCCCACCAAAAUCAAGGGAUUCACCCCAAAAAAGAGCAUUGAUUCCCGCACACGUACUCACAAUCUCUGGCUGGAGCUGUUAAUGAUUCAUAAAUGAGAAAGCCCCAUAAACCCACAUCCCUAGAAACCAAAUUCUCACUCAUUUCUUCAUCACCCUUCUCUUUUUAACCACUGCUUUUCCCUCUCAAAUUUCAAUUUCUCUGCAUUUUUUCCGUUCAAUUGUUCGAAUUCUUCAAGUGCUGAGAGAGUAUGGCGAUGAGAUGGGAGAAGGUGCAGGUGAGUGGAGUGGGUGGUGGGCCCGGGGUGAGGUGGGGCCACACAUGCAACGCCAUUGGAGGAGGGAAACUUCUCUAUGUUUUCGGCGGAUAUGGGAAAGAUCAGUGCCAGACGAAUCAAGUUCAUGUUUUUGAUACUGUUAAUAUGUUUUGGAGCGAGCCUGAUGUGAAGGGUACACCACCUACCCCAAGAGACAGUCAUAGCUGUACCACAGUUGGAGAUAAUCUGUUUGUAUUUGGUGGUACAGACGGAAGAAGGCCACUUAAUGAUUUGCAGGUUUUUCAGACUUCCUCCAACACAUGGGUCGUACCAUGUGUUAGAGGUGAUGCUCCAGAACCAAGAGAAGGCCACAGUGCAGCACUUAUCGGUAAAAGACUCUUCAUUUUUGGUGGAUGUGGCAAAUAUGAGAACAGUGAAAUCUACUAUGAUGAUCUUUACAUAUUGAAUACUGAGACUUUCGUGUGGAAACGUGUGCUCCCAUCGGGUAUUCCUCCAAGUAAAAGAGACAGUCAUACCUGCGUCUCUUGGAAUAACAAAAUCAUAGUCGUUGGUGGUGAAGACUCCUUUAACUAUUAUCUGUCGGAUGUGCACAUACUUGAUGCUGAUACUCUUGUUUGGUGCAAGUUGAACACUACUGGCCAGCUAUUGCCACCUCGAGGUGGGCACACAACAAUUAGUUUGGGCAAAAAUUUGUUUGUCUUUGGUGGGUUCUCAGAUGAGCAGAACUUGUACAGUGAUGUCUAUAUGCUCGACAUUGAAACUGGUGCCUGGAUCAAAGUUGCAGCAAUGGGGGAAGGCCCUUCCGGCAGAUUUUCCAUGGCUGGUGAAAGUUUGGAUCCCCAGAUGGAAGGUGUUCUUGUUUUUAUAGGCGGCUGCAAUAAAAAUCUCGAAGCGCUAGAUGACAUGUAUUACUUGCACACAGGGUUUUCUAGAGACAUCGACAGAGAUGACAGGCGUAAUGAGAAGUUAUCUUUGAGGAAACAGCUGAAACUGAAAUGUCAAGAGCAAACGACGGGUACACCUGGCUGUGAGAAGGUUUCUUAUGGUGCCGAACAUGAACACGAUACUAACAUUUACCAACCCAUGCCGAUAUCGACUUAUAUGCCAGCAGGCAGGCAGAAUUUCUAUUUGAAUGAAUUUCAAACCCCUGUUGGAAAAAGGACCUUCCAAGCUAAGGUCUUUAAAAGCUUCCCUGAUGGAUAUACAAUCGAAACUAUCAUCGAUGGGAAGCCUCUACGUGGAGUGUUAUUUUCUAAUAAAGCAACCUCUACUAGCAUGGGUGUCGAUAAUUUCGAUAGUAAGAUGGAAGCUAUGAAGAUUGACGAUCCAAAUGUGCACGUCGAUCACAAUACCGGGAUGGGGAGUGAGAAACCUCUGCAGCAUGAUGCGAUUGUUGUUGGACAAGCAGAUGUUGUUGGGCAUGAUGCAGAAGGAGCUAAAAAUCCUGAUGCUGGGAAUGAUAUGGGAAUCGCUACUACAGAAACUAAAAAUCCUGAUGCUGAAUCGUCGAUACCCCAAGAGGUUCCUGUAGCUUCAGAAAUGCAACCGGUACCUGCUGGUGAUGCAGGAAGCGAUGCGGCGGCUAUUAAUCAAUUGCUACCUGAUGUUGAAAUGCAUGAUGUAUAUGUCCCCGCACCUAUUGAGGAUCAAACACUCCCAUAAUUUGAAGGCUGAGAUCUCGUGGAACUGAACUGAUUUUUCCAGAUGAGAAUUCUUCUGGGCCAAACUCUGUAUAGCUUCUAACUACUGAAAUAGCCAAGAACGUGUCGACUAUUUUUUGCAGUCUCUGCUUGGAUUGUACGCCUCUCUCUCCCUUCAGAAACUACACUUUUAACCAAAAUGCAAGUCACAGUUAGCUAGCUAGCCAAAUGUUGAGUUCAUUUAUAUUAGUUAGUAAAGCUGCAGAUUCACAAUUUACUUCUCUUCCAAUUUUGCAGUAAUAUCAUCCUUCUCUUA
This is a messenger RNA of Salvia miltiorrhiza (redroot sage), 2384 nucleotides long. RefSeq names its product tip elongation aberrant protein 1-like. Gene Ontology annotation, molecular function: protein binding. The transcript is spliced from 11 exons. Bases 402 to 2090 code for a protein of 562 amino acids. The record is from RefSeq and is a predicted model, not a curated record. Lineage: Eukaryota; Viridiplantae; Streptophyta; Magnoliopsida; Lamiales; Lamiaceae.